GAGUCGACUAACUCGACUAACUGUCAGUGAAGAUCUCAUCGGUGAUGUCUUUCACUGACUCACUCAGUUGCCCAGAUGUCAAACAGAUCCACAUGAUGAACGAUGAAGUCCAUAGAUUUCUUCUAACCCGACAACCAUGAUGUUGCUUUGGUUGCUGCGUUGUUCCAGUCUUUUCCUCCUUACGGCGGCAUUCUCUCCGUGGGAACCAUGCUCGUCUUCCAGACGACACUGCCUCCGAUUAUCGUCUUCGACUAAUAAUGAAGACCCACCCCCCGUGUUUCCCAUUUCGACUCGCACCGCACUGGUGGAAAAAGCCAAAGAAUUGGAUGCCAACUUGGCCAAGGGUGCCAAAGUGGGUGGGUAUUCGUCGGUCGGAUGGAGCAAUCGGUUGGGGACGGUCUUGACACCCGCCAGUAUCCCCGGUGUCUACACGGGCGAUCGAGAAUUCAUGUGGAACAAUAUCGAUGUCAGUUGUCGCAUGGUCGUCAUUCAAUUGGCAAACAGCAAGGACCUGUGGGUUCAUUCGCCCGUGGGAUUGGAUGAACCACUCAAGGAAGCACUCGACAAACUGGGCACGGUCAAAUACGUCGUGUCACCCAAUUACGAACACCUCAAGUUUGCUCCCCAAUGGGCAGCUGCCUAUCCCGAUGCCCACAUGUGGGGAUGUCCGGGAUUGCCGGAACGAAUGCCCGAAGUGGAUUUUGCCGGGGAAAUUCCCACCCAAAUUCGACCCAGUUCUUGGAAGGCAGCAAAGAAUGACGACGACGUUGUUUUGGCCAAUCAAGUCAAUCUCGACAAUUGCUGGGAUUUGGAAGAAAUCCAACCACUUCACAUUGAUGUCGAAGUGAGCCCCGCUACGGGCAAACCCUUCUUUAAUGAAGUCGUCUUUUUCCACACGCCAUCGCAGACACUCAUUACCACCGAUCUCUACUGGAACUAUCCACAAGCGGACGGCAUUCCCAAUUCGCACUUGGCUUCGACCGUUCAAGAAUGGGAACUGGCACCCUCUUUGGAGUCCAUUCCCGCUGGUAGUCGAGCCUUCUUUUUUGCCAUGAAUCGACUCUAUCUGCCCAUUUACAAAAAUGUCAUGGUCACCAGCAAGGAUAAAUUUCAAGAUAUUAUAGACUUUAUUGUACGGAAAUGGAAGGCAACCACCCUCAUACCGGCACAUGGGGAUCUGGUGCGAGGUCAAGAAGUGAUACAGCAAGUCUUGAAGAAACAGCUCGAUUUGAAACAGUAAACAGGGCGUACUAUGCUAUAGAAAACAAACUUUGAACAUGUCAU
Seminavis robusta is the source of this 1284-nucleotide messenger RNA. The record is from the annotation of a GenBank genome assembly. Lineage: Eukaryota; Bacillariophyta; Bacillariophyceae; Naviculales; Naviculaceae.